AUGACUGUUGUCCACGACAAAAUUCACGAAUAUCAAAAUGGUGUAUACGAAAAACCCAUAAUAAUGAAUGGUCUCAAUAUCGGUAACGAAAUACAGAAAAUUCGAGGAGGGUCAAUGUUCAACGAUCUCAAAAUGCACAUGGAUAUUAAAUUACAAUGUCUGAAUCAGUCUAGCUCCAACUGCAAAUGGAUCAAUGGACUGAAGUACUAUGUCUACUCAGCGCAUGAUAGCACAAUUUAUUCCUUCUUCGCCAUUAUGGGUAUCCAGAACAAGGUGAUCAGUCCAACCGGAUAUCCGGACUACACUGCUGCGACGUUUAUCGAACUAUGGAGGAAUCGCACUGAUAAUCAGCCCUACUUUAAGGUCGGUUAA
This is a messenger RNA of Ostertagia ostertagi, 372 nucleotides long. NCBI's taxonomy places the organism in Eukaryota, Metazoa, Nematoda, Chromadorea, Rhabditida, Trichostrongylidae. The record is from the annotation of a GenBank genome assembly.